Messenger RNA from Phytophthora nicotianae INRA-310, 174 nucleotides. RefSeq lists its product as hypothetical. The record is from RefSeq and is a predicted model, not a curated record. Bases 1 to 174 code for a protein of 57 amino acids. The transcript has a single exon. Lineage: Eukaryota; Oomycota; Peronosporomycetes; Peronosporales; Peronosporaceae.
AUGACGGACACAAAACACUUCCCACUCUCAUCACGCUCAAUACAUGCACGCACAUACUCCUCUGUCACACCCUCAGCUUUCAAAAAGCGCAUGAAUGCCGCCACGGCGGUUGCUUUGGCACGCUUUGUGUUUACGGGGGCCAACUCCUCCAAGCCCAUGCCUCCUGUCGGAUAG